UCCGCGGGCCGUGACCCCGGGCUCGGCGCGGGUGGGACCCGGCCAGGUUUGCGCAAAAUGAGCCGAGGCUGCUGCCCAGGAGAGGAGCGGCGGCCGCGCUGAGCCAGAGCCAUGAGUCACAAGAUCCUGCUGUUCCUGGCCGUGCUGAUCCUAGGCCUGGCCACUUCCCAGCACCAAGACAAGGUGCCCUGUAAGACGGUGGACAAGGAGGCCUUGUGUCAGGGCCUUGGUCUGCUCCAGGUCCCCUCAGCGCUCCCUUUGGAUAUCAAGGUCCUUGACCUAUCUGGAAAUCAGCUGCAGAGUAUCCUGGCCUCACCCCUGGACUUUUAUAUAGCGCUUCGUCACCUGGACCUGAGCACCAACGAGAUCAGCUUCCUCCAGCCGGGCGUCUUUCAGGCCCUGCCCCACCUGGAGCACAUCAACCUGGCCCACAACCGCCUGGCGGUGGGCACCGCAUUGAGUGCUGGUGGUCUGGGCCCCCUGCCGCAUGUCACCUCCUUGGACCUGUCUGGAAACAGCCUGUACAGUGGCCUGGUGGAGCGGCUGCUGGGCGAGGCCCCCAGCCUGCGCACGCUGUCGCUGGCGGAGAACAGCCUGACCCGCCUCGCCCGCCACACCUUCUGGGGCACGCCUGCACUGGAGAGGCUGGACCUCCACAGCAACGUGUUAAUGGACAUCGAGGACGGCGCUUUCGAGGCCCUGCCCCGCCUGGCUCACCUCAAUCUCUCCAGGAACUCCCUCACCUGCAUCUCACACUUCAGCCUCCAGCAGCUGCGGGUGCUGGACCUGAGCUGCAACAGCAUCGAGGCCUUUCAGACGGCCCCCGAACCGCAGGCUGAGCUCCAGCUGGCCUGGCUCGACCUGCGGGAGAACAAACUGCUCCACUUCCCUGACCUGGCCGCACUCCCAAGACUCAUCUACCUGAAUGUGUCCAACAACCUCAUCCGGCUUCCUGCUGGGCCGCCCCAGGACAGCGAGGGCCUCUACGCACCUUCCGAGGGCUGGUCAGCCUUGCCCCUCUCCAACCCCAGCUGGAACACCAGCACCCACCCCCUCUCCCAGCUCUUGAACCUGGAUUUGAGCUACAAUGAGAUUGAGCUCAUUCCUGAUAGCUUUCUGGAGCAUCUGACUUCUCUGCGCUUCCUGAACCUCAGCCGAAACUGCCUGCGGGCCUUUGAGGCCCGGCACACGGGUUCCCUGCCCUGUCUGAUGCUUCUGGACUUAAGCCACAAUGGGCUGGAGUCUCUGGAGCUGGGCACCAGAGCCCUGGGGUCCCUGCGGACGCUGCUCCUGCAGGAUAACGCCCUGCGGGACCUGCCACCAUACACUUUCGCCAACCUGGCCAGCCUACAGAGGCUCAACCUGCAGGGGAACCGGGUCAGCCCCUGUGGAGGGCCUGCUGCACCUGGUCCCCCAGGCUGUGUGGCCUUUUCUGGCAUCCCCACCCUCCGUGUCCUGACCAUGGUCGAUAAUGAGCUGGAGACGCUCAGGGAAGGGGCCUUCCUCCACACCCCGCUUACUGAGCUGGACCUCUCUGCCAACCCUGGUCUGGAUGUGGCCACAGGUGCCUUGGCAGGCCUGGAGGCCUCCUUGGAGGUGCUGGCGCUGCAGGGCAAUGGGCUGACUGUCCUGCAGGUAGACCUGCCCUGCUUCAGCUGCCUCAAGCGACUCAAUCUUGCUGAGAACCGCCUAAGCCAGCUGCCUGCCUGGACACAGGCCGUGUCCCUGGAGGUGCUGGACCUACGAAACAACAGCUUCACCCUCCUGCCAGGCAGUGCUAUGGGUGGCUUGGAGAACAGCCUCCGGCGCCUGUACCUGCAGGGGAAUCCGCUAAGCUGUUGUGGCAAUGGCUGGCUAGCAGCCCAGCUGCACCAGGGCCGCGUGGAUGUGGACGCCACCCAGGACCUAAUCUGCCGCUUUGGCUCCCAGGCAGAGGUAUCCCUGAGCCAUGUGCGUCCUGAGGACUGUGAGAAGGGGGGGCUCAAGAAUGUCAACCUCAUCAUCAUCCUCACCUUCACACUGGUCUCUGCCAUCCUUCUCACCACACUGGCCACCUGUUGCUGUGUCCGCCGGCAGAAGUUUAACCAACAGUACAAAGCCUAAGGAGGCCAGGAGAUCCUUCCAGGUCAGUGCAGGAGCUAGAGGCUCAGAGAAGUGGGGUCUGGCUCAGAUCACAGUGUGAGCCAAGGGGCCAGAACCCCGGCCUCUAAAUCCCAGCCCAUGGCUCCUCUCACUGCAUUCUGUGCCUUGGGAGGUGACCGCUUCUUAGGCUACACACGAGGUCCAGCUGUGGCAGCCGGAAGUUGGGCAGUUCCAGAGGUGGCAGAGAAUAAGCUUGACCCAGCAGAUCAACAAAUUUUCACUGAGCAUCUGUUUCAAACCACACCCUGCUCUGGGCACUGGAGACGCUAGUAAAUGAAGCACACACUCGCCCUCUAGUAGGAGAGGUGGGUGCACACCACACAGUGCGAUAGGGCUGGAGGUGGGGAAUCCCCAGGUUCCAAAAGCCCUAGUUGGUUCAGUGUGGGGAGAUCCACCCCAGCUGAGCCAGGGCAAGGGAGGGCCAAACCCAAGAGGAUUUGUCUGAGACGUUUCCAUGCAGACUGUUUUGUCACAUCUUCUGAUAAUGACUUUCAGCCUCUCUGGAAAAUGAAGAGCUCGUGACCGGAAAAAAGAACCCAAGCCUCCCGAGUAUGUCUUGGAGCCAGUGCUGCUGGGCGGGUUUCAGCAGCCCCAGCAGGGCCUGGUUAAGAGGUAGCUACCCUGGGCUCCGGCCCAGUGCCAGGCCAUUCUGUUUCCUGCUCUGGACAGGCUUGUCCCUCCCUGGCACUCUCUUGUUGCACACAGUGGCCCAAGUACUGAACCACUGACUCCCUGCCCAGACCCCUUCCCCAUCCCAGCCUCACCCUGGCUGUUGAGCCAAGAGCGAGAGCCCUAGCUAUCUGGUUCUGGUUUGCACCCGGCUUGGCAGCUAGAGACACAAAUCCAAGUCUUGUGUCUGCCUCU
Molecule: messenger RNA, 3006 nt
Organism: Castor canadensis (American beaver)
Lineage: Eukaryota; Metazoa; Chordata; Mammalia; Rodentia; Castoridae
Gene: Lrrc32
Product: leucine rich repeat containing 32
Molecular function (GO): protein binding
Source: RefSeq, a predicted model, not a curated record